Molecule: messenger RNA, 1214 nt
Organism: Oreochromis aureus
Lineage: Eukaryota; Metazoa; Chordata; Actinopteri; Cichliformes; Cichlidae
Product: low affinity immunoglobulin gamma Fc region receptor II-like
Exons: 7
Coding region: 137-1108 (323 amino acids)
Biological process (GO): cell surface receptor signaling pathway
Molecular function (GO): transmembrane signaling receptor activity
Source: RefSeq, a predicted model, not a curated record
ACUCUAACUCUGCACAGGAAGAGGAAGCUCUCAAAUACUUCAGCUGUAUUUCAGCCUGAUGCUCAGUCAACUGAACAACAUGGCAGUUACAACUCUGUGCUUCAGGAUGAGUAAGUAACAAGUGUCAGGUUUCUGUAUGAGUUUAUAUUACCGGUUGAUUAUUUUUAAGGAAACACAUCAAGGAUUUAUAUAUUUUUUCUUUCUUUAUCAAGUGAUGGUUGAAUUUAUUCUGCUUGGAACACAAGUUCAGCAAAGCUGUACUUGGGAUCAGGAUGUCGCUGUUCCUCGUGUUACUCCAAACAGACUGCAGCACUUUGAAUAUGAAUCUGUGUCUUUGCAUUGUGAUGGCUCCACUCAGCUGAAAGGGUUUAGGAAUAAUGAAACAUUUAAUCCAGCAUGUGUAACAAAGAAGACAUCAUCAGGUUCCUCCUGUGUGUUUGAUAGAGUCUAUCAAGUAGACAGUGGAGAGUACUGGUGUCAGGCUAAAGGAGGAGAGUCAAGUAAUACUAUCAACAUCACAGUCACAGGUGGUUCUGUGAUCCUGGACAGUCCGGCUCUUGUUGUACUUGAAGGCAGCAGUGUCACUCUUCUCUGCAGAAAUAAGACAGCUUCCAUCAACUUUGCAUUUUUCUACAAAGAUGAUGUCAUCUUGGAAAAAAGAGCUGUAAAAAAGAUAAACAUUUACAAUUUUUCCAAGCUGAAUGAAGGCCUCUACAAAUGCAGCAUCCCCGAUGUCGGACAGUCACCAGAAAGCUGGCUGGCUAUGAAAGAGUUACCCGUAUCGCCUCAAGAAGACACUCGCCCUCAUGGUUCUGACUACAGAUAUGUCAUCGGCCUGCUUUGGACUGCCAUCUUCCUUUUGAUCAUGACAGUGGUGAUCCUGCAGGUUCGAUUUCUUCAUACGGGGAAAGGCAGAGAUGAUUCGAAUGAACUUGUGUACUCCAGUUUAACCAUUUGUGGGGCACAGCAAAGUUGCCAUCUGGCAGCCGAGGAUGACUUUAAGACUAUAGUGGUUUACUCAGCCAUGAGCACUGAUCAGAACCUGACUCACGUCAAAGGCAGUUUCAGACCUCCAGUUUUUCAGUCCUUUAAAACCAAGCGGAAUUAAUUUUGUCACAGAGAGAGACUCUGAAUGUCAAAGAACUGAGUGAAGCCAACUGAAAAUCAAGUAACCUGUGUUUUGUUUAUUAGAGUGAAUAAACACCCAACUACAG